AUGCAGGAAUUAGUUGCCAUCAACCAAAUUACGAUACAGAUUUUGGAUGGAAUCCCAGAUUUCUUCCCAAUUAAGCCUAUGGAUUAUGGACGCUUUUUAGUCAUCUCAGUGGGCACUGGCUCGUCAAAGGCUCAGAAGAAAUAUAGUGCUCAAAAGGCAGCCAAAUGGGGAGUUUUAGGAUGGUUGCUGAAUGGAGGUUCCACUCCAAUAGUAGAUAUUUUCACUCAAGCCAGUGCUGAUAUGGUGGAUUUACAUAUUUCCGUUGUUUUUCAAGCAUUUCAUUCUCAAGAAAACUACCUUAGAAUUCAAAAACCAGUUUCAAGGGUCAACUUAGAUUCAGGUCUAUUUGAGCCAAUUGAAAACGGUGGAACAAAUGAGGAUGCUCUAAAAAAGUUUGCAAAAUUGCUUUCGGAAGAAAAAAGGUUUAGGGACUUAAAAUCACCUUUCAGCAAGGAAACCUCCACUUAG
Fraxinus pennsylvanica is the source of this 468-nucleotide messenger RNA. Lineage: Eukaryota; Viridiplantae; Streptophyta; Magnoliopsida; Lamiales; Oleaceae. The record is from the annotation of a GenBank genome assembly.